AUGUAUGAGGAUGGAGUGGAUGGUGAUUCCCUGAAAGAAGUGUUGGCCAAGGCAUGCAAGAAUAUUGAUAUUGGCGCCGCGGUCCUUCCAAAACCAUUAUUGAAUCCUGAUGUCGACGAAAUCGAUUACGAUGAAAGCAAGCACGAGGGAGUCGCUCCCGAGCAAACCCAUGUCAAGACGACUCGCUAUGCUCGGACUCUGUCUCGUGAAUUCAACGCUGUAGUGGUUGAGCAUCAUCUGAAAUGGGCACCCAUGUGUGUGGACGAACCUGGGCCUUGUCCAGGAGGAGAAUCUUCGAAUCGAUUGGGCCGAUACGACUUUCAUCACGCUGAUGCUAUUGUGGACUGGGCUAUCAAACAUAAUAUGAAAGUCAAGGGCCAUGUCCUGGCCUGGCACGUCACGUCACCAGGUAGUCUACUAGAAGAAAUGUCACCACAACAGGUCAAGGAAGAACUUCGGCGUCACAUUUUCACCACCAUGGGACACUUUUAUGGUAGAAUAAAGACGUGGGAUGUGGUCAAUGAGGCUUUGGCUCCGGACGGCUCGUUGGCAGACAGUGUAUUUUUGCGUAAAUUGGGGCCUGGAUACAUUGAGCAGUGUUUUCGAUGGGCCCAUCAGGCAGAUCCUGACGCGAUUCUGCUGUACAAUGACAACAAAGUGGAGGGUAUGAAUGGACCGAAUGCUAGAAAGGCCGAUGCCUUUUAUCAGCUACUGGCUGAUCUCAAACGGAGAAAUGUCCCAAUACAUGGCUGUGGAAUCCAAGCACAUUUUAAUGCGAGCGGUGUAGGGAAAAAUCGGCCACCGACCCCUCGAAUGGUCAAGAAUCAAAUUCAUCGAAUUGGGAAACUAGGAUUGUCAGUGAACAUUUCAGAGAUGGAUGUUCGAGUCAGUCAGUUGCCACCGAAUCUACGACAAAUUGCUCAACGGCAAAUCUACAGAGAUAUCAUUGCGGCAGCCUUGACAGAAUCUUGCUUUGAUGGAAUUUGGACGUGGGGAUUUACGGAUCGACACACUUGGGUCACGCACUUUUAUUAUGACGAUGAACCCUUGCUGUUUGACGAAGAGUACACUCGAAAGGAGGCCUACUAUGGGCUUCGUGAGGCAUUGAGCUCGAUUGCACCCGGAGGUGUAGUUGGAGCAGGCGUUCCACUAUACCAGGAUGAAGAUGAAGAUGGCAACACAUGGGGACACCUGUGGAUACAAGGAGAACCAGAGUCUGAAAACGAACAGCUGCUUGAUGUAGAGGGUGAAGCUAAGCCAGAUUGGGAACUGGAGUCGGAGACAGCGAACUCGUACCAGUUGAUGUAG
Molecule: messenger RNA, 1308 nt
Organism: Cylindrotheca closterium
Lineage: Eukaryota; Bacillariophyta; Bacillariophyceae; Bacillariales; Bacillariaceae
Source: the annotation of a GenBank genome assembly